AUGACGCUUCAACUGCAAAUUGAAAAGCUGAAAGGCUUGGAUAAUUACAAGGCGUGGUCGAUGACAAUGCGUGCGUAUUUGGAGUCCGAAGAUCUAUGGACUGUAGUUGAGAACGGACCGGAGAACAAUGAAGAGUCACUGCUGAAGGAUAAACGUGCCAAAUUCCUUAUACUCUGCCUGAUAGAAACGAAGCUCUGCCAGUUUAUGGUCAGCAUACGCACGGCCCGGGAUCUGUGGAAUUAUUUGCGUACCCAGCAUUCUCUUCGUUAAGACGUCCAAUUUACCUACGCCAAAUAGAGAAAAGAAAC
Molecule: messenger RNA, 308 nt
Organism: Drosophila hydei
Lineage: Eukaryota; Metazoa; Arthropoda; Insecta; Diptera; Drosophilidae
Exons: 2
Coding region: 1-270 (89 amino acids)
Source: RefSeq, a predicted model, not a curated record